CUGCUCGGCGUCCAGAAACUUCUACACCGCGGCAGCUUAUUUAUAGAGCCAGCCAUCUUCCUGCCCCGGCGCACAGUGUGGCUGUAGAGUAUCAGGAGCAGCAGCAGCAGCAGCAGCUCACUUUAACAGAGAGAAGACCAGCACUGAACUCACUGAGGGGGACUGAGACUCUUUGGUCGCUGUCAAACAUGGUUCGAGAAACCGGUUACUAUGAUAUUCUUGGAGUCAGCCCAAAAGCCUCCGCAGACGAAAUAAAGAAAGCGUAUCGAAAACUGGCCCUGAAAUACCACCCAGAUAAGAAUCCAAACGAGGGAGAAAAGUUUAAGCUUAUAUCCCAAGCCUAUGAAGUCCUGGCAGAUCCCAAAAAGCGGGACUUGUAUGACCAAGGAGGUGAACAAGCCAUUAAAGAAGGAGGCAUGGGUGGAGGGGACUUCUCCUCGCCAAUGGACAUUUUCAACAUGUUCUUUGGUGGCGGUGGUGGUGGCAGAGGCCAGAGAGAAAGAAGAGGAAAGAACGUUGUCCACCAGCUGGGUGUCACACUUGAAGAAAUGUACAACGGUUCAACCAGAAAACUUGGUCUCCAGAAAAAUGUAGUCUGUGAGAAAUGUGAUGGUUAUGGAGGAAAGAAGGGGACUCUUGAGAAAUGCUCAAAUUGCAAAGGCAAAGGAGUUCAAAUAAAGGUGCAACAGAUUGGGCCAGGGAUGAUUCAGCAGAUACAGAGCAUGUGCUCUGAAUGCCAGGGACAGGGAGAGAAGUUCAGUGCUAAGGACCGCUGUAAGAACUGCAAUGGGCAAAAAGUGGAACGAAAAAAGAAGAUUCUCGAGGUCCACAUUGACAAAGGUAUGAAAGAUGGACAGAAAAUCACAUUCCAUGGAGAGGGUGAUCAGGAGCCAGAUCUGGAACCUGGGGAUGUCAUCAUUGUCCUUGAACAAAAGGAGCACCCUGUAUUCCAGAGGCAAGAAGAGAACCUGAUUAUGAAGAUGCAGAUAAAACUGGUGGAGGCACUGUGUGGUUUCAAAAAGACAAUACGUACACUAGACAACAGAACGCUCAUCAUCAGUUCACCUCCAGGUCAGGUAAUAAAACCCAAUGAUGUGAAGUGUAUUCAGAAUGAGGGAAUGCCUUUGUACAGAGAUCCAUAUGAAAAAGGACUACUAAUUAUUCAGUUUGAGGUUGAGUUCCCAGAUAAUCACUGGCUCCCUGACAACAUGUUUCCUGCACUGGAGCAAUUUCUUCCAAGAAGAGAUGAUGUAAUGAUAACUGAUGACAUGGAAGAUGUGGACCUCUGUGAAGUGGACACGGAAUCUCAGAGAAGAAAAUACAGUGGAGAAGCCUAUGAUGAAGAUGAUGGUCCCAGAAGCCAUGGAGUACAGUGCCAGACUCAGUAAAUGUCAUUUUCAGUGCAGCAGCUUUUUCAUAGUUUUCUUUUCUUGUGCAAAUGCAACACGAGUUGUUAAAUGUUUUUUAAAAAAAGUUAAUUGGACAUUGAUAUCGUACUGUUAUUGGGUAGCUUACAAAACAUGAACAGGGAUUCACAAAUCUGCUGAAACCUUAUGUUAUUGAAAUGGACCAGCAACUGCUUUAUUAUUUUGAGUGCUGAAGAAUUUCCUCCUACCAAAUGUACAAAUCCAGUCUAGUCUGGUUCACCAGUAAACCUAUUUCAUAGCUGUGGUGUUUAUGCAUGUACUUUUUGAAUGUGUUGGAGUGAGUGUAAUGUUUCCUUUUAUAUGUUCCUUCUGUCCCUUAUUUAUUUCUUUUUUAACUUUGAUUUUUCCAAAUGAAAAAGCUCUGAAACUUCUGAUGAUGGCAUUAGUAUGCUUUCUAUGAAGGUACCAACUGCCUCAUGACGCACCUGUAUCUUUGAAAUAUAUUUUUUCUCUAAUAAAAUGUUAAUCAUUUAA
This is a messenger RNA of Astyanax mexicanus (Mexican tetra), 1901 nucleotides long. RefSeq names its product DnaJ heat shock protein family (Hsp40) member A (gene dnaja). Bases 189 to 1388 code for a protein of 399 amino acids. The record is from RefSeq and is a predicted model, not a curated record. Gene Ontology annotation, molecular function: Hsp70 protein binding; ATP binding. Lineage: Eukaryota; Metazoa; Chordata; Actinopteri; Characiformes; Acestrorhamphidae. Gene Ontology annotation, cellular component: cytosol; cytoplasm. The transcript has 8 exons. Gene Ontology annotation, biological process: response to heat; protein refolding.